This is a messenger RNA of Chilo suppressalis (striped riceborer), 993 nucleotides long. The record is from the annotation of a GenBank genome assembly. NCBI's taxonomy places the organism in Eukaryota, Metazoa, Arthropoda, Insecta, Lepidoptera, Crambidae.
AUGCACACCGUUGGCUUGCCUCGCACCUGUUUAGGCUUCACGAACAUUCUGUUUUUUGUGUUUGGUUUCAUUGGUUUUGGUGUUUGCCUAUGGUGCGCUGUGAACACUCAGUUCUUCGAAGAUGUCAACUACACGAUCACGAAAAGCUCAAUGGUCAGCGACAUAGCGGAAUUCGUGAACCUCAAACUUUGGUACACUCCGAUGACGACGAUUCUAAUGAUUUUAGCGAUAUUGACGAUGAUGACGUCAUGCUGUGGCAUUCUUUCGGCCGGGUGUCAACUGAAAUGCGCUGUGAAAUCCUACAUAUUCCUCGUCACAAUCAUAUCAUCAGUAGCAUUUUGGGUGUUCUUCAUAUCAGGCACUUACAACAUUUACACGAAGAACGAAAAUACUAGAAGUUAUUUCGAAAAGACCAUAAAAUACAACUACGGAAUGGAGAAUGACGUGAUAACAUACUUCUGGAAUUAUCUCAUGAUGGAAUACGAAUGCUGUGGCGCGAACAGCUAUAAAGACUUCGCCGAUUCCAAUUGGCAAAAGAAGAGCAAUAAGUUGUAUCCCGUUCAAUGUUGUAAACUGGAGAACAGGACAGCGCUCACUCCCAUUUCGAAAGAAUGCACUCAAAGUGUAGAUCCUUCGAUACAAACUAAUGCUGAAAUUGGCUGUUUUGACCUCCUCAGUAAAGCCAUAGCAUCUAAUAAAGGGAAGCUGAUAUUUUACGUCGUACUGUCAGUUGUGUCGUAUUUAGUUUUGAUUCUGUUCGCUUAUUGCGUCAUUCGGGGCGAACCGCUUUUGGGAGCUUUGGCGGGUAGUUGGGAAUUGCCGGCAUCUAAAGCUGAGAAUCCACAUACUGAGCCAGUACCUGUGAGAUCAUACGCACAGAACAUAUCCUAUACAGAGGAGCCGCCGAAGAAAGUUGUGAGAGUGAUAUCAGCAGUGAAUCCCUUCCAAACUUAUAAGUUUACACCGAACGCUUACGGUGGUGAUGUAUACUGA